Dromiciops gliroides (monito del monte) is the source of this 7380-nucleotide messenger RNA. It is a transcript of the gene MGAT3, whose product is annotated as beta-1,4-mannosyl-glycoprotein 4-beta-N-acetylglucosaminyltransferase. Gene Ontology annotation, molecular function: beta-1,4-mannosylglycoprotein 4-beta-N-acetylglucosaminyltransferase activity. Gene Ontology annotation, cellular component: membrane. Gene Ontology annotation, biological process: N-acetylglucosamine metabolic process; protein N-linked glycosylation. The transcript is spliced from 2 exons. The record is from RefSeq and is a predicted model, not a curated record. The coding region runs from base 948 to 2579 and encodes 543 amino acids. NCBI's taxonomy places the organism in Eukaryota, Metazoa, Chordata, Mammalia, Microbiotheria, Microbiotheriidae.
CCUUAGAAGUCAGAAAGACCUGGGUUUGUCCCUGGCUACUGUGUUCUCACCAAAGAGCAUUUAUUCCCAUUGGGAAUGAGGAAAUUAAAAUGACUCUCCCCUGUGUCCUCAGGAAGCUUACAGUUCCUGGUCUGGGCAGGCACUGUCCUGGGUGCUGGCGAAAGAAAACACCCGCUGCUACUUUGCAAACUUCCCCCUGAAGUCAGAGGACCUGGGUUCAAAUUCUCACCUUUAGUGCUUACCCAUGCAACCUGGGGCAGUUACUUUCACUUCCCUGGGCCUCAGUUUCCUCUUCUGUGAAAUGGGGGGAUUGGGCUCCAUGGCCUCUCAAGAAGCCUUCCAGCUGUAGACCUAUCAGGCCAUGACUUGGCUCGAAAGUCCAGUCCUAGGUCCUUUGAGCUCUGUUGGCUGCCCCAACGGUCCCAUAUGGCAGGGACUGCUGGCUCUGUUUGGUUCUGAAGGACCUGAGGCUCAGAGAAGAGGUGACUUGCCCAAGGUCACAGGGAUAGGAAUUCCAGGGUAGGUCUUCCAGACUCCAGGUCCCCUGCUCCACUUGGUCCUGCCCUCCAGAAACUCAGGGCUUAGAUGGGGAGCUUGGGACAUAUACCCAACCUCCCUUUCCUCAGUCCUAAAUGAUGCCAUUACAGAUGGUGAGUGAAGCUGUCAGUUCAGGGAGAGGAGUGAGCAGUGUGGGCUGGGGUUAGUCAGGAAGGCUUCCUGGAGGGGGAGGCAGAGGUGGGAAUGAGUGUGCUGUGAUAUGUUCUGGGGACAGUGAGAAAGCCAUGCUGAGUGAAGGACUCAGAGGCUGUGAGAAGUCUGGUGAGGAAAGAAACCCAGAAACCCAGAAAUCCUGGUCGGAUGGGACCAGACAGGCUGUGGAAAGCAGGCAAGAGAAUGUGAACUCAAUGCAGCGAAUUAUGGGGAGUCACUGAGUGAUCCAAAGCUGGAUGAAGAUGAGACGUCAUAAACUCUUUCUGACUCUGUGUAUGGCUGGCCUCUGCCUCAUCUCCUUCCUGCACUUCCUUAAAGCCUUGUCCUAUGUCACCUUCCCCCGGGAACUGGCCUCCCUCAGCCCCAACCUGGUAGCCAACUUCUUGUGGAACAAUGCCCCUAUCACACCUCAAGCCAGCCCAGAGCCUGGGGGAGCUGUCGGUCCUGAGCUGCUCAGAACUCCUCUCUAUUCCCACUCACCCCUACUGCAGCCCCUGCCCCCGAUGGGGGCCACUGAAGAACUCCACCGGUUGGAAUUUGUGCUGCCUGAGGACAGGACAGAGUAUUUUGUCCGCACCAAAGCUGGCGGGGUCUGCUUCAAGCCAGGUACCAAGAUGUUGGAGAAGCCCACAGCAGGACAGCCAGAGGAGACAGUUGAGGCUGGAGACAGCUCUGUCUCUGGGGGUUCAGCCCGACGCCCACUGGCAGUUGGAAACUGGCUGACUAGGGGGAAGGGGAUGAAACGGCGGAAGUGGGUGGAAUGUGUGUGUCUGCCCGGCUGGCACGGGCCAAGCUGUGGGGUACCCACCGUGGUGCAGUACUCAAACCUGCCCACCAAGGAGCGCCUGGUGCCCCGGGAGACCCCACGGCGGGUCAUCAACGCCAUCAACGUCAACCAUGAGUUUGACCUGCUGGAUGUGCGGUUCCACGAGCUGGGGGAUGUGGUCGACGCCUUUGUGGUCUGCGAGUCCAACUUCACUGCCUAUGGAGAACCGAGGCCUCUCAAGUUCCGAGAGAUGCUCCGGAACGGUAGCUACGAGUACAUCCGCCACAAGGUGCUCUACGUCUUCUUGGACCACUUCCCACCAGGGGGCCGCCAAGACGGAUGGAUCGCCGACGACUAUCUUCGGACCUUCCUGACACAGGAUGGCAUAUCCCGCCUGCGCAACCUUCGCCCGGACGACGUCUUCAUCAUCGACGAUGCCGACGAGAUUCCUGCCCGGGACGGCGUCCUCUUCCUCAAGCUCUAUGACGGCUGGACCGAGCCCUUUGCUUUCCACAUGCGCAAAUCGCUCUACGGUUUCUUUUGGAAGCAGCCUGGCACCCUGGAAGUGGUGUCGGGCUGCACAAUAGACAUGCUGCUGACCGUCUAUGGCACAGACGGGAUCCUCCUGCGAAGGCGGCAGUACUACACUAUGCCAGGCUUCCGUCAGUACGAGAACCGCACGGGCCACAUCCUGGUGCAGUGGUCCUUGGGCAGCCCACUCCACUUCGCAGGCUGGCAUUGCUCCUGGUGUUUCACCCCUGAGGGCAUUUACUUCAAGAUGGUGUCGGCCCAGAACGGCGACUUCCCCCGCUGGGGUGACUAUGAAGACAAGCGGGACCUCAACUACAUAAGGGAGCUGAUCCGCACAGGGGGCUGGUUUGACGGCACUCGGCAAGUAUACCCUCCCGCCGACCCCAGCGAACACAUGUAUGCCCCCAAGUACCUGCUGAGGAACUACCCACGAUUCCACUACCUGCUGGACAAUCCCUAUCGUCAAACUGAGGGAACAGUGGGUGCAAAGGACAGCGUGAGGGGCGUUGAUGGUGGUGGGCCUGGGCCCGAGGGAGCCGCAGCCAGGGCAGCACAGGCAGGGGAAAUCUGAUGACAACACAAGGCUGCAUGAUUUUCACUGGGGGGGAGGGCUGGGGAAGGGAAGGGGGAGGGCACUAGGGUGGUGCAGCGGGCUUCCGGGCCUAAUUGCUCUCAUCCUCUCUCCCUUCUCAAAGAGGGAGCCCCGCAUGAUCAGAACUUAGGAAGAGGGGCAGGGGGUGAGGGGACCUCAGACCCCCAGGAUGUCCCCAGUACCAACCCCAGGAGGAGCUUUUCAUUUCUUUUUCUGUCUUGCACAUAGAGCUUUUCCCUGGGGGAUGGAGGGGAGUAGAUUUUCCUAUUUGUAGCUCUAUGCCCUCAGCCUGCAACCCCAUUUUGUGGUCAUGGCAAGGCAGGUGUAGGGACCACACAGGGAGAGAAGAAGGGGCUGGGUACUGGGUGAUGGAUGGGCAGGAAGGGAAAUGGGUAUGGAGGUGGGCAGCUGACCUGAGGUGGCUUUUUACACCCACAGUGAUGGUAAAUGGUUCUUUAAUCACUUAUCAGUUUCUCCCUGGGAAACCCAAUUUGGGCUGAGGUCAAUAAGUGGUAGAAGGAAAGACCAGCUGCUCUAGAAAAACUGUGGGGACCAGGGAAGGGAGGGGGACUUGGGCUAGGGAUAUGAAGGGGUGUGGGGUGGAGGGUGGGCAAGAUGUAUCAUUCCACUAGAAAUUAACAGGGAAAAAGGAGCUCCAGUCCAGUGACCACUUCACAGACCAUCUAUCCCACUCUAGAUGCCAAAGGUAUGGUGGGCAGGGAUAUGUGGAACUGCAGGGGAGAGGAGACCGAGCCCAGGGCUCUUUCCUCAUCCCUAGGGCCUGUUGGAGAGAUCUCGGGAAUUCCCCAUCUCCUGGACCACAACCCUGUUGUGGCCUUUUAUUCUUAUUUAUUCUGUGGUCCAAUGUGGGAUGAGCUUGGGAACAGAUGGAGUGGUCCUUGGGAAAUGGAGGGAAUCCAAUCCCCCUCCCCCAUCUGUUUCUUGGAGAACUGCACUGGGUCAGAUAGGAACUGAGAGCAGGGUGUUGGGCCAGAUGUAGCAAGAUCCCCCUUUAAUCUUGGGGGAAAUUCCUUUCCCUUUAAUCUGGGGAGGGCCAGGCAAAGACACUAGCCAAUAUACAGUAGUGUCUCCCCACAACAUCAUUCUAGGACCAGAGCCUUUUCGAGAGAGUGGACGGUAGGAAGCUGCUUCCCUCAUUUUCUGUCCCCCUCUCCCCCUUCCCCCCCCCCCGCCCCGCCCAACCAAGCCUGUUAACCUGUGAAAACCUGCUGUCCACUUUACCAGAACUCAGGACAGUUCUGGUCCCCCAACUCUGUGGAGUCUGGCCAGUCCCCUUCUUGGGACCUCCAUUUCCUCAUCUGCUAAAUGAGGGGGUUGAACAAACCCCUUCCAGUCCUGGCAUGCCACGCAUCUGCCAUCCUGCUAUUAGGUGGAGGCUGGGACUCCCUAUACCUGAAGGGCCAUCAUAUGGAAGACAUUUCACUUAGGCUGCUUGGUCCCUGGGGACAGGACAAGGAGCAGCAAAGGGAAGUGGCAAAGAGACAGCUUUAGGCUUCCCAGACUGAGAACUGAAAGGGGCCUCACAGACCCACUUGUCCGGGACCCCUGGGCUGGCCGUCAGUCUGGAGCCGCUGAUGGACCCUUCCCAGAACCAUGUUGUUAAAUGCAUACAAUAAACGACUGAGGACUUCGGAGGAAACUCGUUCUAUGGACAUGCUAUUACCAAAAUAUCUUUUUUUUUUUAAAGUUCAUGGUCCCCGAGCUUAAGAACCUCCCAACCCAACUGUUCUCAUUUGGCAGACGGAAAAAAUGGGGACUCAGCUACCUUGAGUAACUUUCCAAGGCCCCCCAGGACGUUAGCGGCAGACCUGGGAUGUGAGCUCAGGGUCUCCGCCUCCAGAUGCUGUGCUCUUUCCACCCUAGCCUCAGGCUUCACAAUUAGAAUUAGCCCCUAUCACACUGCCUCCCUUUCCAAGCAAACGCUGGAUGACCACUCAGCCAGUACGUUGCAAGAGAGACUCUUCUGUAGUAAUGGGCUGCUCUAGGUGGCCAGGGGGCGUCCCACGAGGCUCAGAACUUGUGAUUCUAGGUCUCCCUCCUGCCUCAUGAGGUUCCCAUUCGUCCUCUUCUUUUCAUACCAGCCCCCACCCCAGCUCUCACCCUUAGAUCAGAAGGUGGCCCUUUGGGGAAAUCCAUCCCCGAAGUUCAUUCUCUUUGAGGCUAGGAAUUGUGGGGGAUAGAGGAGAAUGGAGCACAUCUUCAGGAUUUUGGAUUUCUAGCCCCCACGGGUGGUAGGGGAAGGAGAGGAGAUGUAAGGUGGGAGGCUCUGGGCUGGGGAAGUGAGGAAAGAACCUUCCCUCUCAUCUAGAUUCCUUUCAUUCUCAGCAUUCAAGCCCAGUCUCCAACCCAAGCUUGCCAGCUGGGACUAAAUCACUCUCCUAGGGAGGAGAGCCUGGGAAAGUGUCUUCUCCAUUUGGGAGAUAAAGAUCCUCCUUUCUCCUCCCUCCCCCUGUGCUAACCCCACCCCCACCCCAGCCAGUUUGUGUGUUGUGUGUGUGAGUAGAUGCCAGUGAGCAUACACCAGCUCUGCUCACAGGAAGCCCUCCCGCUCCAUGAAUGUGUCUGAAUAUGCAUGUGUGUGUGUGUGUGUGUGUGUGUGUGUGUGUGUGUGUGUGAUUCUAGAUUUAGAGCCGGAAAAGACCUCCCUGGUCACAGAGCCCAUCCCCCUUAAGUUGUGGAGAACACACCCGCAUUUCAAUGGGGUGUGCCGAUCACUUACAUUUUCUGAUUUGAUCCUCACAACAACCCUUCGAGGUAGGUGCUAUUAUCCUCAUUUUAAAGAUGAGGAAACUGAGGCAGCUAGGGGUUCAGCACCUUGCCCAAAGUCCACAGUAUAUGAGUCAGGAUUUGAACUUGGGUCUUCUGACAUCAAGUCUGGCACACUCUCCAUUAUUGCACUUGGUCUUGCCACACUCAGGCGUUGGGUGGGUGUGUAUAGGAGAGCUCUGUGUGUGUCCCCAAAUAGGCUGGUCUAGUAGAUCUGUCACCUUGGGGUGUUGCCUUGGGCUUCAGUUUCCUCAGGGUAGACACAGAUCAAUCCACCAACAAGCAUUCAUUCAGCUCUCCUCAGUGCCAGGGAUCCAAAUGGUCCUUUCCCUCCGCCCAGAGCUUACAUUCUAUAGAUUCUAUGGUAACAGAAAGGAGUCCUGUGACAUCCUGUGAGAAAAUGAGCAGAGGAGCUUUUGUCCCAGCCUCUCUCGCUUGGUUCCUUCAGCUCAGGGCCUCCCCCCUCUCCUUGUGGCUUCCCUCCCCUUCCCCACAGGCUCUGCUCCCCAGGACCCAGCCAGACACAAGGAGGGCAAACCUUUCCCCUCUUUCACCUUCCAGCUCCAAAUUUAGGAUAUGGCUCUUCCCUUCUCCCCACUUGUCCUGUGCUCCUCCCUUCCUGUCCCCCAGCCCUGCAGCUGAGACCUGACUUUGGACUAAGGUUUGGCUGGAGGACUCAUGCCCCCUACCUGGGAGAGCAGCAUGGGGCCAGGGUACAGGCUGAAUCCUAGCUUUGCCCCUUCUAGCCUGUGUGACUUUGGGCAAGUCACCGAACCUCUCUGGGCCUCAGGUUAGUUUUCUGUAAAAUAAGGGUUGGAAGAGCUGGCCGGUUCAACCACAUGGUGUGGGGGGUGGGGGGGUUUGGGUUGCUCUCCAGGCCUCUAAUCAUUGCCCCUCCCUCCCUGUACUCUGUCCCCCUCAGUGUCCGUGGUAGAUCCUGGAUGAGGAUAGAACCGGUACCUUGGCCUCCAGAAUCUGAGCCCUGAGACCACAUGGGCCAUGGAAGGAAGGGGUGGGGGGGAAUUCUUCUUCUGUGUUUUACACACACACACACACACACACACACACACACACACACACACACACACACACACACACACGGGUGUGGCCAGCUCCUGUCCCUGAGAAGGGGGCAUUGCUCAUUUAGUGGCAUGAGGUCAACCAUGCUGGCUGGAGAACAAAUAAAACGUUUCCUCUGUGGCCGGGCUCUGGCCAUCUGGAGACAACGGACAAAGGCUGUCCUCAGUCAGCUUCCAUUUGAAAUUUCAUUUCCCAUCCAAGGGGAUUAGACUAGGUGACCUCAAAACUAGGCCUGUGGGGACACUGCCCCCAUGCUGGCAUGAGCCUAGCCCCCUCCCAGUUUUAUACUCCCAGUCCCCUGCUGCGGGUCACUCCCAGCCUAUACCCACAACUGCUACAGGGGGAGAGAUUGAGCCCUGUGGAGAAGGAUCCUGACUUUAAAAUACACUGGUUAGAGGGGCUCUCCCUGCCCCCUGGGCUUCUUUUGGGAGCUCCCCCAUCUCCCUUCCUAGAGAUGGGAACUCUGAGGGGAGAGAAGAGGUGAUGGGAGUGGGGAUGGGGGUGGGGGUGGGAUGGAGAUUCACAUGAAAUAUGCAUACACUGAGCACUGGGGGAAGAGGAUUCCUUCUCCUGACCCCCAGAUAAUCUGAAGAGAAAUCACACUGUUUCAUGGAAGCCACUGGGCCCUCCCCAAUCCCCAGUGACUUGCUCAAUCCCCUUCUGUCCUGAUGGGACCCCAGGGGUGGUGGGAGGUGGAGAGGGAGCUGAGCCCUGGAAACCAAGACCAAUAAUAAUGACGGCGGUGGGGGUGAUGGUAAUAAUAGUAAUAUUUUUUUGUAAGGAUGAAUCCAAAUGUACACUCCGAAAUCAUUUUCUCUGUAAAUGGUUGGAUUUCAUUUCACCCUUAAAGGGAUGCUUAAAGGAGAAGAUAAUAUUAAUAAUAAAAAACCCCAGAGCUACAAGGCCUGGAAAG